CGGUUGCGUAGCAGCAGUGGGCGUGGCAAAGGGUUAGGCCCAGACAGCGAGGAGUGGUCGGCACUCUCUUCCCCAUCCUCCCCUUCCCCUUCCCUACGGGGAGAGGCUGAGGGCCGGCCACGGAGGCCGCAGGUCCAGACGGCCCCCUCGUCAGGAGAACCCGGACCGCGUCAGGGCGGUGCGUAGUGCGCCUGAGCGAGCUUCUGAGCGAGGAAUGCUCCUGAUUGUGACAUCACACCGUUCCCUUGGCAUGAAACAUGUCACUAGGAAAAAAGACUCAAUUGGAGAAUAACCAACAAGAUGGGAUACUUGGAGCAUCUCCUGUGUGGCACUGAGUGGAGGCAUCAGGGGGCUGGAACCUUUUAAACAGGGACCCUGCCCCCACCACUUAGAAGUCUUACUGUGUAGCUUGGAGCUCUGGAGCAGGCUGACCCCCAGCUUGAGAUCACGUGCCUGUGUCUUCUGAGCGCUGAGAGUGCAGGACGUGGGUUUCAGUGAUGAGACAUGGGGUAUGAUGUAACCCGUUUCCAGGGGGAUGUUGACGAGGACCUUAUCUGCCCUAUUUGCAGUGGAGUCUUGGAGGAGCCUGUACAGGCGCCUCAUUGUGAGCAUGCCUUUUGCAAUGCCUGCAUCACGCAGUGGUUCUCCCAGCAGCAAACGUGUCCUGUAGACCGCAGCGUUGUCACGGUUGCCCACCUGCGCCCAGUACCUCGGAUCAUGCGGAACAUGCUGUCAAAGCUGCAGAUCGCCUGUGACAACGCUGUGUUCGGCUGCAGUGCUGUUGUCAGGCUUGACAACCUCAUGUCCCACCUCAGUGACUGUGAGCACAACCCGAAGCGGCCGGUGACCUGUGAGCAGGGCUGUGGCCUGGAGAUGCCCAAAGAUGAGCUGCCAAACCAUAAUUGCAUUAAGCACUUGCGCACUGUGGUGCAGCAGCAGCAGACGCGUAUAGCAGAGCUGGAGAAGACAUCCGCUGAACACAAGCACCAGCUGGCAGAACAGAAGCGGGACAUCCAGCUGCUGAAGGCAUAUAUGCGAGCAAUCCGCAGUGUCAACCCUAAUCUUCAGAACCUGGAGGAGACAAUCGAAUACAACGAGAUCCUCGAGUGGGUGAACUCCCUGCAGCCUGCAAGAGUGACCCGCUGGGGAGGGAUGAUCUCCACCCCUGACGCUGUGCUCCAGGCUGUCAUCAAGCGCUCCUUGGUGGAGAGUGGCUGCCCAGCCUCUAUUGUCAAUGAGCUGAUUGAAAAUGCCCACGAACGUAGCUGGCCCCAGGGUCUGGCAACACUAGAGACGAGACAGAUGAACCGGCGCUACUAUGAGAACUAUGUGGCCAAGCGCAUCCCUGGCAAGCAGGCUGUGGUAGUGAUGGCCUGUGACAACCAGCACAUGGGUGACGACAUGGUGCAGGAGCCAGGGCUCGUCAUGAUCUUUGCGCAUGGUGUGGAGGAGAUCUGAGAGCAAAACUGGCUAUCAGGAAGAGGGAGACUUGGAAAAAGCCACGCUCUGGCAGCUGAACCCUGAGUUCUCCACUGUCCUUACACCACGGCUUGUAAUUGAGCCACAUGCUCCCUGCUUUUCUGGCACGAAGGACCUUAGGGCACUUUGUUCAGCCUUUCAGCAUGGGCCGGGAGGGGGGUUGGGGAGAAUGGACCCAAAUUCCUGCCUUUUGCCUAUAUUCCUCCCCCACAAUGUCCGUGCGUUUUCAGUCUGGGUGGGAAAAUCCUCACUUCCUGUAUUUUCCUGCCUAAGAUCCCUGGUUCCCAAAUAUUUUCAGAAAGCACAAAAAAACUUGUUUUCCCUAGAGGAUCAGGGUGGCGUGAGGAAUAUCUAAUUAUCCCUCUCUUCCAAAACUAGGGAGUCCGAGCAGGCAGGCUUGCUUACUCCAUGCAGCAUUGAGAGAGCAGUUCUGAGGAGCAGGCACCCAGCAGAAGAGCUAAGGGUGUGCCCAGACUCCCAGUGACUAGUGAGGCGCCAGGGCCUUGGUGGUCAUCACUGACAGCCCUUGGGGAAGACCUUUGUGGAGUGCACCCCUCUCCAGCCCACCUUGAAGGUGCAGGCCUUGCUGGGAGCAUGGGGUGGGAUGCUGAGAUGUCCACUUGAACUACUCUUUCCUACACUUUUUCAUAAUUAGGGGAAGGCAGGGCUGGGCUGGGGUUGAGACCAUUGAGGUUCACACACAGCGGGAAGCUGCUGUCUGCUGAUCUAGGGUGGACACUGCCUCUGUGGCAUGUCUGUAGUGCCUCCUUAGGCCCCUCUUCAGCCUUCUGAUUGUACUUAGUUUGAUUUCCUUUGGUGUUGUUUGUUUCUGUUUGCGGAGUCACAAAUCCCGUCGUCUGUUACCUGGUCUUGUUUUCAUAGAAUGGCUUGGUUGUGCCUACCCUUCUCUCCAGCACAGCCACAUUACUGGCAAUUUAAUUUAUUUACUUUUUUUUUUUUUUUAAGAAAGGAGAAAAGAAAAAAAAAUCAACAAAACUUAAAACCUUUUUUUCUGCUGUUCAUAUUGUGGGGAUGCUGGGUAGGGUGGGGCUGGGUAGGAUCUGUUUUAUAUGUUUUCUUUUCAGCACAAUCUUUGAUGUCUGCUCGGACCUUCCCCUCCAUCACCCUAUUUGAGACAGGUACUUUGGCUGUGGCAGUCCAGUUUUGAGACCUGUGCCCCAUGAAGAAGUUUGUUCCCACCCCCUCAGAAUCUCCUUGUGAAGCCCUAGAAUUAAGUGUCAUAUACAUUUGAAGGCAACUCUUCUCCCGUUUACUGAGGAAAUUUCUGUUUAUGUGGGUUCUAACCUUCACCAGGCAAAUUAGAUUUGUCUCCAAGCAGGCCGAAUACACAGCCUAACUAAAGUCUACCUAAGGACCUGGGGUCCAUUUUAGGCUGUCCCGGGUCAUUGCUGGGUUCCCUGGAGCGGCCGGUAGAGUGAGCAAGGAGGAAUAGUAGCUGUGAUUAUUUUAAAAGCACAGGUGGGCGUGGGGUUGGAGGGAUCAUAGCUCCCCGUCACAGAACUGUGGCUUCUCUGGGAGCUCCAUCCAGGUUGGUCUGGCUAGUUCAGUCAUGGCUCCUUUGGGAUUAGUUAGGACCAUAAGGAAAAGGUGAAUGUUCCAGCUCCAGGGCACUGAGCUCAGGAAUGUGAAAAGGCUGCUAUAUGUGGUCUGGUUAUUGCAUUUCUUCUUCCUCUUUGCCUCUGCCUGCUUUGCCCAGGCCUACACUGUUCCACCCUUCCUCUCAGAAGAGAGAGGAGACUAAGCUUCCCACCCUUUGCAGCGGUGUCUGCAGUUCUCUGUGCGGCAUGUGCUGUCCAUGGUGUGCACUGCACUAAUAAAUCGUUCCCUCAACUUCUAAGUGCUUAGUCACUCCCUUGCAGAGGAUUCUUCCUCGCUCUGACCUUUCAUUUUCAUUGCCUGUCUUCCUUGCUUGGUGAUAUACCUUAGACUGACCUCUGCCUUAGGACACCGUCUUUCUGGGCAUUGUAUACUCUUUACAUACUUUGUGUUCUGUUCUCUCCUGCCUCUAGUGAGCUUACUGUAUUCUCUUCAUAGUUGGCUGUUAGCCUGAAUUGUUUUCCUAAAUGUUACUGCAUUUGGGGGACAUUUAAGAAGACUUGCUAUCACCUCUUUCUAGCAAAUACCCUUGAUCUAGAAGCCUCCUGCAAGUGGGGAAGCUUCUGACCCUGGGGAUAGGAAGGAAACCUGACACAACUCCUACUAUCUUCAAACAAAAGUCUUUGAUGAGGGAGGUGGCUCUGGGGGUAAGAACUCUUGCUGCACAUUCAUGAGGAUCUGAGUUCAAAUUCCCAGCCCCUGCAUAAAAAAACUCCCUCACUGUGUGGGUGGGCAGGGGGGGAGGCUCACUAGUGCUUGCUGGGCCCUGUCCUCGCUCAAGUUCAGUGACAGACAAUGUCUCAAAGGAAUAAGGCAGCCAGGUGUAUGAAGCAUGCCCUUAAUCCCAGUAAGCAGAUCUCAGUGAAUUUGGGGCCAGCCUCCUCUACAUAAUGAAUUCCAGGACAGCCAGAGCUGUUUAAAGGACUAAGGCAGAGUAAUCAAACAGGAAACCCUGCUCACACACUUGCUAAACAUUUCUUGUUACUGGCUUAUCUCUACUGUGAAAAGUCACGUGUGUGUGUGUGUGUGUGUGUGUGUGUGUGUGUGUGUGUGUUUAAGGAUGAUUUAUUCACAUAGUGUUUUGCCUGCAUGUAUGUCUGUACACUACAUGCAUGGCUGUUGCCCAUAGAGUCCAGAAAAGGGCAUUGGGUCUCCUACAACUGGAGUCACAGAAGGUUAUGAACUGCCAUGCUCGUUUGAACAUAGGUGCUAUGCAAGACAGCCAGUGCUCUUCUACUGAGCUGUCUCUACAGCCCACAGCUGUCCACUGAACUUGCUGGCCCGUUAUCAUGCACUGAUGUAAAUCUAAUGGACUCUCUGGAUACUUAAGUUGGCGGAAAGGGCAUUGAACUCUCUGAGCCGUCACUCUUCAAGCACAGAACCUGAUCGGACAGUCUUGAACCAGCUGCUGAGAUGCACACCUGUAGUCCUAGCACUCUGGAGAUUGAAUCAGGAGGAUUGUUGUGUCAGAGAUCAUUUGUUCUACAUGGUGAGUUUCAGGCCAGCCUGAGCUUCCUACUGAGACUCAGUCACAACGUGGAACACUGAGAAGUGACAUGUGCCUCUCAGAGAAAUACCUUUUUUUUUCCUUUGAAACAGUUCCUUUUUUUUUUUUUUUAAUGCAUAUAAGUGUUUUGCCUGCAUGUUUGUGUACCAUAAGCAUGCCUGUUGUGUAAGGAAUGCAGAAGAGGGCAUUUGGUCCUCUAGGUCUGGAAUUGUGAAGGGUUGUGAGCUACCAUGUGCAUGCUGGGAAUUGACUGGCUAUGCACCCUUUGGAAGAGGAGCCAGUGCUCUAACCAUUGAGCACUCCAUUCCUAGCUGUUCAUUUUUAUUGUCAUCAAUGGUACCUUGUUUGUUUGUUUCAGGCUAGAAAAAAUAUUAAAGAGAGUCUCACUGUGUAGCGUUGGCUGACUUGCCUGAAACUAGUGCAGUCUAGGCUAGCCUUAAAUGCAUGGAGAUGGCCUGUAUCUGCCAUCCAAGUGCUGGGGUAUACCACAAUACAGAUCCCGUAUGCCCUUUUUUUUUUUUUUUCUGAGACAAGGGUUUUUUAUUAGGGUUCAGUUUAUAGUAUGGAAAGGUAGAUGUAUAGAUAGAUACAUACAUGCAUAUGUAGAUAAAAGGGGAUUUAUUUGACUGGCUUACAGGCUGUGGUCCAGCAAGUCCAGCAAUGGCUUUCUACCAGUGGGAGGUCAAAGAAUCCAACAAUUAUUUAGCUCAUGAGACUAAUGUCUCAGCAGGUCUUCUGUAUAUGCUGGAAUCCUGAAGAAGAAGGCUCUAAUGCCAGUGAGGUCAUGGACUUGCCAAUGAGAAUGUGGGCAAGCAGGCAAGGAGAAAGCUCCCUUCUUCAUGUCCUCUAGGCUGCCACCAGGAGACAUGGCCCAGAUUAAAAGUGAAUCUUUUCUACCUUAAAAGAUACGGAUCAAAGGUAAGUCUACUUCAGAUUAAUUUUAAAAAUCUCUCCCAGCCUUUUUAGUUUUAGUUAAUUACAGAUUUAGUCAAGUUGACAACCAAGAAUAGCCACCACAGGUCUCAUAACAUAUACUGGACUCAUUGCUGUGUGAGAGCUGGAGAGAGAGCUCAUAAUGUUCUCUCCCCCAACCCCAGACAGGAUUUCUCUGUGUAGCCUUGGCUGUCCUGCUCUCACUUUUAUAGACCAGGCUGGCCUCAGCUCACCUGCCUCUGUCUCCCUGAGUGCUGGGAUUAUAGGUGUGUGCCACCACGCCCAGCUCAUAAUCUUUUGGAAGAUAGGAGUUGAGAUCCCACCACCUGAAUCCGGCAGUUCACAAACACCUGCAACAACAGCAUCACAGGAUCGAAUACCCUCUUCGGGGCUCUGUGGGGACUCAUGUACAGACACACAUAUUAAAUCUUGGUUGGUUGGUGUUUUGGUUUUGCUGGGAUUGCAGGUGUAUAGCACUGUAUGUACCUGGCUAUGUUUUAAUUUUCAAUAUUUAUUUUUGAGUGUUUUUCCCUUUAUGUACUGUCCAUGUAUGCCUGAUGCAUGUGGAGGUCAAAAGAGGGAGUCAGAUUCCUUGAUUCCUUGGAACUGGAGUUAUGGAUGGUUGUGAGCCACUGUGUGGGUGCUAGGAGUCAAACCUAGGUCCUCUGUAAAAGCAACAAGUGUUCUUAACCCCCAAGGCAUCUCUAGCUCAUUUUUUAGAUUUAUUUAUUUAUUUAUUAUACUGCAUUGUGCCUGCGUGUGUAUCUGCAGACACGAUCUCAUUAUAGAUGGUUGUGAACUACCGUGUUGUUGCUGGGAAUUGAACUCAGGACCUUUGGAAGAACAGCCAGUGUUCUUAACCUCUGAGCCAUCUCUCCAGCCCCUCUAGCUCAUUUUUUAUUUCUAAAAGAUAAUUUUAAAAACAAAGUUUUGUAGCUGAACAUGGUGGCAUACCCCUGUAAUCCCAGCAUUCAAGACGCAGGUGGAUCUCUGAGUUGAAAGCCAGCCUGGUCUACAUAGUGAGUUCUAGGACAGUGAAGGCCACACAAAGAAACCCUGUAUAGCCAAGGCUAUAACAGAAAUACUGAUUUGAAAAUCCAAAAUAAAUAAGUAAAGCAUAAGCUGAGCAUGAUGGUGUAUCCCUUUAAUCCCAGUGCUGGGAAGGCAGAGCAAGUAGGUCUCUUGUGAGUUCAAAGCUUGCCUGGUCUACAUAGUGAGUUCCAGGCCAUGUAAUAAGAGCCUGUCUCAAAACCAAAAAGAUAGGGCUAGGAUGGUUGUUGAGAAGGUGAUGGUACCUGAUGACAUCAGGCCUGAAUUUGAUUUUUGUAGAGGAGAGAAGGGACCUGAAUUAAGCACCCCAUGCAAAGCAGUUCACAGCUACCUGUAACCAGCCCAGGAGAACUACUAUGGCUUCCUUGGGCACCUGCUUACAUGUAGUAUACAUGCACACAGACACACAAAUGAAAAUGAUGUCAUCUGCUACAUACUGAGUUCUGAAGCUACACAUGGAGAAAACACAAAAGCUAAUCAUGGUGGUGCAUGCCAUAAUCCCAGCACUCGGGGAAGCAGAGGCAGUUGGGUCUACCAAGCGAGUCCAGGACAGCCAAGGCUACACAGAGAAACCCUAACUAAAAAAAAAAAAAAAAAACAGGACACAGGACAAUGAAUGUACCAAGGUCAACUACAGGGGUGACUAGAACAAGAAGACUUGGUGCAGUUGACUCCUUUUCAAGUGGCUUGUAAUCCAGGUGUGAGGUGUUCCUGAGUGUGUGUGUGUGUAUGUGAUAUCCUUCCUAACUAUUGGUUAAGGUAGGCUUAGCUCAAGUCUUUUAGGAUAAACAACAGAGGCCACUUUCUUCAACCAGUAUAAUUUCCAGCUGCAUCCUAAAUACUUAACCCUCAAAAGAGAAGCUUCAUUUUGAAGCAGAUUUGAGACCAUUACAGAAACCCACAAUUGAUGAAAAUACAGAGAAAAUACAUCUACAGUACAACUCCUACAUGUUCAGGGAAUAUUGAGGAAGAGAGGGCAGGAAGAUUGGAGCCAGAGGAUGAGGACAUUUGCUUUGAGAUUCUGUUUUCUAUAUGACAGGGAGCUGCCCCCAUGAGACUUAAUAUAGCCAAACAAGACCUGAGCAGUUGACAUGCCAGUGUGGAUGAGGGGCAUCGAUGGAGGCCCGCCUCUGAUGGAAAGCUCCGAGCAAGGACUGCUGAAAGAGUUACCUUUUCAGGGUUGAACCUCGAAGUGGCUAACCAGUCAAUGGUCAGCCCAACAAAAAUACAAUGAACAACACUAAAUGGACUCAGCAGGUUAUAGUUACUUGUAUGUGUGAGAGAGCGAGGAAGAGGAGGGAUGGGCACAGUGGUGCACAUCUUUAAUCCCAGCUCUCAGGAGACAGAGGCCAAUGGAUUUCUGUAGAUUCAAGGCCAGCUUGGGUUGCAUAGUGAAACCAUGCCUCAAAAAAAAAAAAAAAAAAAAGCCAUGAAUUUGGGGGAUAACAAGGAUGGAUUGGCAAAAAAAAAAAAAAAAAAAAAAAAAGAGGGAAUGUAAAUAUAGUACAAUUUUAUGUGCGCUAAUAUCUAUAUAUUCAAAUGUAUUUAUAGUUCACAGUAAAUAUAUAAAACUUAAAUUAAAAAUUUAGCCAGGGGACUGGAGAGAUGGCUCAGAGGUUAAGAGCACUGGCUGCUCUUCCAGAGGUCCUGAGUUCAAUUCCCAGCAACCACAUGGUGGUUCACAACCAUCUGUAAUGAAAUCUGGUGCCCUCUUCUGGUAUGCAGGCAGAAUACUGUAUACAUAAUAAAUAAAUAAAUUUAAAAAAAAAAUUUAGCCAGGCCAAAAGGUAUCUAGGUAGCAGCAAUGGUUCAACAAGUAAAAGAUAAGUGCCACCAAUCCUGGAGAUGUGAGUUUGAUCCCUGAGUCCACAUGUAGAAAGGACUCCUGAAAGCUGGCCCCUCAGGGAGAGGAAGAGGGAAAAGGGGUAGAAUAAGAAAAUUCUUAUUUUAUUAUACUCUGAUUUGGAGUUGUCAUAUGAAAGUCUGUGGCUUUGUUCUGAAUCCAUGAAGUACUGACCCAGUGGAACAGGAAAAGUUCAAGGUGGUACUGGCUAAUUUUAUGUCAAGUUGACACAGGCUAGGGUCAUCUUAGAGAAGGGAGCCUUAAAUGAGAACAUGCCUCCAUAAGACAGGGCUAUAGGAAAGUUCGCAGGGCAUUUUCUUAAUUAGUGAUUCAUGGGGAAAGGCCCAGGAGAUUGUAGGUGGUGCCAUCCCCGGGCUGGUGGUCCCUUCCAUGGCUUCUGCACCAGCUCCUGCCCCCAGGUUCCCUCCUUCCUUGACUUCCUUCAUUGAUGGACUAUGGUGUGGAAGUGUGAGCAAAAUAAACUCUUUUCUCCCAAA
Meriones unguiculatus (Mongolian gerbil) is the source of this 8926-nucleotide messenger RNA. RefSeq names its product ring finger protein 41 (gene Rnf41). The transcript has 8 exons. Gene Ontology annotation, biological process: tumor necrosis factor-mediated signaling pathway; positive regulation of JNK cascade; regulation of canonical NF-kappaB signal transduction. The record is from RefSeq and is a predicted model, not a curated record. Gene Ontology annotation, cellular component: plasma membrane signaling receptor complex. Lineage: Eukaryota; Metazoa; Chordata; Mammalia; Rodentia; Muridae. Gene Ontology annotation, molecular function: zinc ion binding; ubiquitin protein ligase activity. The coding region runs from base 505 to 1458 and encodes 317 amino acids.